Molecule: messenger RNA, 2213 nt
Organism: Meloidogyne enterolobii
Lineage: Eukaryota; Metazoa; Nematoda; Chromadorea; Rhabditida; Meloidogynidae
Source: the annotation of a GenBank genome assembly
UUUUUCUUUUUCUUUUAAAAAAUUCCAAAAAUUAUUUCAAGAGAAAAAUGUCAAAUAAAUUUUAUGGACAACUAGUAAUUGGAGCACCUGGAGCAGGAAAGACAACUUAUUGCAACGCUCUUCAACAAAUAUUUAAAGCAAUUAAAAGACCUUUUAUUUUGGUUAAUUUGGAUCCGGCAAAUGAAAAUAUACCUUUUGAGGUUCAUGUGGACAUUAAUGAAUUAAUUUGUGUUGGGGAUGUUAUGGAGAAAUUUAAUUUGGGACCUAAUGGAGCACUUCUUUAUUGUAUGCAAACUUUGGCUGCUAAUCUUGAUUGGUUAGAGGAACGUCUCGAAAAAUUUAAAGGUUUUUACCUUAUAAUUGAUAUGCCUGGACAAAUGGAACUUUAUUGUAGUGAUGAUUCUAUCCGAAAAAUUAUUAAUAGGUUUAAUACAUUACAAUGGCAAAUUUGUGCUAUUUGUCUUAAUGAUUCUACGCAUAUUAAUGAUCCAGGAAAAUUUAUUUCCGUAAUUCUUUCUUCCUUAAUGGCUAUGAUAAAUUUAGAAAUUACACAAAUUAAUGUUCUUUCAAAAGUUGAUUUACUUUCAACAAAAGAUUUGCCUUUUAGUUUAGAUUAUUUUGAAGAAUUGCCUAAUCUUAAAUAUUUGGUUGAUUUACUUGAUGACCACCCAGCAUUAUCAAUAUAUAAAAAUCUAAACAAACAACUUUGUCAAUUAAUUGAAGAUUAUGGACUAAUUGGUUUUGUAUUGUUAAAUAUUCAAGAAAAAGAGUCAAUACUAAAUUUAAUAAAAAUGGCAGAUGAUGCAAAUGGAUUUACUAUAGCUUCUUCAAAUUGUGAAGAUUUUAGAAAUUUGAAAAUGUUAAAUAGAUCUUCUUCAAGUAUUAAAAGUGACAGAAAUGUUUUUGCUACACCUAAAAGUGGAACACCAAGCUCAGUUUCUAGUCAAAUUCCGAGUGCCAAAUUAACCGUUGGAAUUGGUAAAAGAGUUCGUGAUAUUGUUGCUAUAUUUCCUCAAGGAGAGCCAGUUGAGCCUUCAAAGCUGUGUUUUUCUGAACAAUUGAAUCGGGCCGACAAAAAAGUUUUUACAAUGACGAGUUUAGCUAAUACUGAAUUUUCUUCAAAGCCUUUACAUAUUGACCAUGUUGGCAUUGAAGAACCACCAGGGAAUGGUUUUGAAUAUGUUUUGGCUAUAGUUGAUAGAAGAACAGGGCGCCCAAUUGAAUUUAAACCUGCUGCAUUAGUUAGUUUUCAACCGCGAUUUCAACCUGGGGAAGAAUUGUUAAAUGGACGAAAGUUUGUUUUUAGAAGAUUUUCAAAAAAAUUUUAUUUUUUCAGACGUAAAAGUGUUACCAAUUAUUCCCAAGAUUUUUCAAUGUCUUUUGAUGAAAUGAGAACUGAACGUAAUAAUUUGACAAAAAGUUUUGGAAGUGCAAAAAAUGUUAAAAAAUUGGAAGCAAAUAUUAGAAGGAGCAUUACAAAUGAAACACUAGACGCAAUGUCAACAACAGCUUUUUCUUCCCCAAAUACUUCAAUUAAGAAAGAAGAAUUUGAUGAUAGUAUUGAUUCUUUUUCUACUACUACAACUUUAGACGAUGACAAAUCUAAAUUAUUGUCUAUUUUGGAAAAGGGUACAAGUGGAAUGUUACCAAAACCAAAUUAUGACGCUAAAGUACCUUCUGACGUCUAUAAACUUGAUCAAUUUUUGCCUGAUAAUUUUGAUCAAUUUAAAUCUGGAUAUGAACAAGAAUCUUUAAAAUAUUUUAAAUCUGUGGAUUCUUUUCAAUAUUUAAUUAAUUUUGGUGUAUCCCCUCUAGUUGCCAAAAGAGUUGGUAUUCCUUCACGCCAUGUAAAUCCAGGAAUUCGUUGUACAAUUGCAUUAAAAAUGGUUGUUUUAUCAAAAUUUGUUCAGUAUUGUUUCAAAAAGAAAUCUAGAGCUUUGUCUAUAUCACUUGGUGAUGUUGAAGCUUUUCAACUACCUUCUUUAAUGAGUGAAUAUUUUAGAAAAAAAUAUUUGGGAGAAGGAACAGGCAAAAAUGCAAUAAAAUUCCAAAUUCCGGUGGAUAAGAAAAACCGUGCUUUAGUAGACCUUUUAUGUUUAUUACUUCUUUUUGAUGAGCCCGAUUUUAUGUUACCCCUAUCCCCUUUGGUACAAGAACUUGGGGUUAAUGAAACUAUGUUAAAAAAUUAUUUGACAGGAUUGGGUUGUAUGUAA